AUGGAUUCAAAAGGUUAUGAUGCUGCGAUAUCGGAUCCAGAAAUUCACUUUGCUACAUCUAUUCAAUCUCACAAACUUCUUGUGGAUGAAGUCCUUCAACUAUUGGAGAAGACAAAGGCAAGUUUAGAUGUUGCCCAUUCAAUCGUUAUGCAAAUUAGUGAUUUGACAGAGUCAUCUAAGGUCUAUGUGUCUGAUUCGGACGUUGAAGAUGAUAUUCAUCAAUUUUCUUGCUACAGGCGAUUAUCGAAACCUCCGCGGAGGUCUAUCGUACUUAAAAGGACUCCGAGAAAAAGAGAAGAGAGUCUCAAUCACUUUGCAACUGGAACUAGUUUUUCAAAAGGUAAAAGUGAAAUAAAGGUUGAAGAGAAGCCUGUUGUUAAUGAAGCAAUUUUGUGUCCCAAUGAUCAAGUUGUGAACGAGAUGCUGAAGAUUUUUGUGCCAAAUCUAUUUACCGAAAAGCUCUCGACCAACGUGGCAGAUUUGCUUUGA
Molecule: messenger RNA, 489 nt
Organism: Striga asiatica
Lineage: Eukaryota; Viridiplantae; Streptophyta; Magnoliopsida; Lamiales; Orobanchaceae
Source: the annotation of a GenBank genome assembly